Molecule: messenger RNA, 1091 nt
Organism: Prorocentrum cordatum
Lineage: Eukaryota; Dinophyceae; Prorocentrales; Prorocentraceae
Source: the annotation of a GenBank genome assembly
GCGCGCAGCCCCACGGGCUCCGCGCGUGCCGCGGCGGCACCCCACGAUGGCGCGCCGGCGUCCUUCGAGCCGCGGGCGCGGGCGCGGGCGGCGGCGGCCGCGGAGGAGAGAGAGGCGGCCGCGAGGAGGGAGCGCGAGGGGGCGCUGCAGGACCGGGUGCUGGCCCUGGAGGAGGAGCUGCGCCAGAGCCGUGAGGGCGUGCCCGCGGAGCUCGUGCGAGAGCAGGAGCAGCAGAUGGCGAUGCUGCGCGACGAGGUGCUGCGGCUGCAGGAGGGGCUCGCCGGCGAGCUGCAGCGGGAGCACGAGCUGACGCGGGCGGAGGCCCGCGCCGCCGACGAGGCGCGGGGCGAGGCGCAGAGCCGCCUGGGGCAACUGCAGGAGCGCGAGACGGAGGCGAGGCUGCUCCGCGAGCGGGCGGAGGAGUCCGCGCGCCACGCCGCGGUGCUCGAGGGCGAGGUGUGCGCCAUCCCGCGCGGGCUCGCCGCCGACGUCCGAGCGAGCUCGAGCGUCGGCUGCAGGGCCGCCCGGAGCUGGAGGAGGAGGAGGAGACGGCAGCGCCGCCGACGCGGCGGCGCUCGCGCUCGAGGAGGCGCGGGCAGCACGCCAGCUGCUCGAGGAGGAGCGCCGGCGUGCCGGCGGCCUCGAGGUCGCCCUCGCAGAGGCUCGCCGCCAGCUGGAGGAGGACGCCGUCGACGCCGCCGGCACCGCCGCCUCGGCGCCCGGCUCUGGCGGGUGGCACCGCGACUGGCAGCAGGCCCCAGCCGCCUGCGAGGAGGUGCACGACCUCCGCCUGCGCUGCCAGGAGCUCCAAGGCGAGGCCGAGGACGCGCGCUCCGCCGCGCUCGGCGCGGCGGAGCUGAGGGCCGCUCUCGAGGACCGGGACAACGAGAUCAAGCUGCUCAUGUACCGCCUCCAGGAGCUGUCGUCGCAGUACACGCCCGUGCCGGGCGACCACGUUGACUCGACCCUGGCGCGCUGGGUGAACGGAUACAGGCCAGCCGUGCCGUUCUUCCGCCUGAACCCCGGCCUCUACCUGUUCGGGCGGCGCCAGGUCCUGUGCAAGGUCUCCAACGACAAGCCCGUUUUCCGCG